GCUUGAACUCAGGGCCACAAGUCAAUAUAAUAAAAAAAAAUAAUGUCACAGCUAUUUUACCAACAAAAUUGAUACACUAAAAACCCAUUCAGUCUCCAGAACUAAAAGAAAACCAACUUGGAAAAAGGACGGUUUUACAAUUUCCUGAAAAUGGGCAAUGAAACUAAAGUUGAAUUAGAUAAAUCAGCUAAUGGGGAUGUUGAGAGUAAAAAGAAAAAAAAAAGUAAAAAGCAUAAAAAACAUAAAAGAGAAUCAAAUGAUAAGGAAGAAAAAACCCAUAAGAAAAAAAAGAAAUCCAAAAAGGACAAGUUCGAAAAUCCAAAAGUAGAAAGUGAAACAUCUCUAUCUGAUGUUGAAGAACUAAUUAAAAAAUCUAAGACUUGUAACAAACCAGUAAAAAAUGAUUCUUCACUAGACACUCCUUUAAUGGAUAGUAUAAAAACUUCUAAACCUAAAAAUGGUAACACAGCCAUGACAAAAUCACGUAGCAGUAGCAGAAAUGACUUCACACAAAAGAAGGAUGAUACUUUAGAAAUUAUAUCAUCCAAUUCCGAAGCAGAGAAUUAUCAGGAGGACUGUGCAAGUCCUGAGCUAGAUGUAGAAGACGAUUUGGACCUUGAAGAAUUGAUGAAACAAAAAGAACUGUUGCAAGCUCGUCUAGUUGCUUACUAUUCUGAUAAAAGUGAUGACGAAAAAGUAUAUAAAAGAUCUUCUAAUGAAGUUAUUUGCCUUAAUGAUGACGAAAUGAAAUCUCCUAUUACUAAAAAGGAUAAAAAAAAUGAUUUGGAAUUCAAAAAAAGCAGUAAACACAAGCACAUUAAAGAAAAAUCUUUCAGACGACAAGAGGAUUUAAGAGAAAUUAUUAAUAGAGAAAGUAGAAAAGAAAUGGAGAAGAGGUUUGAAGAAAAAGAGUAUCGUGAACGCAAAGAACGUGAACGUCGAAAGGCAGAAAAAGAGAGAGAGCGUGAGCGUGAAAAAGAACGUGAGCGUGAAAGAGAGCGUGAGCGAGAAAGAGAUCGUGAUCGUGAAAAAGAAAGAAAGAGGCAACGAGAGCGUGACAAAGAACGCGAUAGAGAACGUGAAAAAAAACGUGAGAGGAUGCGUGUCAAAGAGCGUGACAGAGACAGGGAUCGCGAUAGAGAUCGUCGAUCUUCAGAACAAAAACUACCUGAUAGGCAUACAGUUCGCAGUCGACGAUCACGGGAUAGAUCUCCAGUUGCACGCCGCGAUAGGAGAUUCUCAGAUCGCGAUCGCAGGUCACGUGAACGUAGUAGAGAUAGAACUAAAGGUCUUUCGCGCGACAGAGAUAAAUAUUCUAGAUCGGAAAACAGAGAAAGAAAUAUAAACACAUCAAAUGAAGUAGCUCAAAUAGUGCCUAGCUCUAGCGAUGAAGAAUUAGACAUAUCUAUCAACACUGAUGAUGAGGAAGAAACUGAAGAACAGAUCAUUGAAAGAAGAAGGAAACAGCGGGAACUACUACUGAAGAGAUUGGAAUGCAUUAACAGCGAUUCUGCAACAGACAAAAAUCAAGCCGCAACUGAAGCCAAACAAGCUAAAGUCCACACUACUUCUGACAUUAAGGUGUCUACUGAAAUAAAAUGUAUCAGUUUAGAGUCUAAAUCAAGUCUGCUAUCUGCUGACAUAAAGAACGAAAAGAGCAGUGAUAUAAUAAAAAACACUGAGAAUGAAUCCAAAACAUCUGAUAGAUCGGAGAAACCUCUCCGAAGCAGUGAAUGGGACAUGUUUGCAGACCAGGACAAUUUUGACAGUGUUGAUACUCCAAAUGCUGGAAAAUUGCGAAGUAAAAAUGCUUUAGAAAACCCAUCUCUUACAGAUAACUGGGACGAUGCAGAAGGCUAUUACAGGGUCCGAAUAGGUGAAAUACUAGACAACAGGUAUGCUGUGUAUGGUUACACAGGGCAGGGUGUCUUUUCAAACGUAAUACGAGCUCGAGAUCAGGCUCGCGGAAACACAGAUGUUGCUGUCAAAAUCAUUAGAAAUAAUGAAAUUAUGCAUAAAACUGGAUUGAGGGAAUUAGAAAUCCUUAAGCGAUUGAACGACUCCGACCCUGAAGACAAAUUCCAUUGCUUGCGACUCUUCCGGCACUUCUUUCAUAAACGCCAUCUUUGUAUGGUAUUGGAACCACUUUCUAUGAACUUGAGGGAAGUGCUCAAAAAGUAUGGCAAAAACAGUGGGAUUCAUAUAAAAGCUGUGAGAAGUUACACGCAGCAAAUGUUGUUGGCUUUAAAGUUGUUGAAGAAGACUGGAAUCUUACAUGCAGAUAUAAAACCGGAUAAUAUUCUGGUAAAUGAAAGCAAAUUGAUGUUGAAAUUGUGUGAUUUUGGUGCUGCAUCACAUAUAACUGAUAACGAGAUAACACCAUACCUUGUGUCGAGAUUCUACAGAGCUCCAGAAAUUAUUCUCGGCGUGCCAUAUGACCAUGGUAUUGAUAUGUGGUCCACUGCCUGUACUAUAUAUGAACUGUCGACAGGCAAAAUUAUGUUCGUCGGAAAAUCUAAUAAUGAGAUGUUAAAAUAUGUUAUGGAUCUAAAGGGGAAAUUGCCUAAUAAGAUAGUCAAGAAGGGGCUUUUUAAAGAACAACAUUUUGACAGCAACUGCAACUUUCUGUACCAUGAAUUGGACAGAGUUACAGAAAGGGAGAAAGUUGUCAUAAUGUCGAGCAUAAAGCCUACACGCGAUCUACAAUCGGAGUUAGCUCCUCCACACCACCGACUGCCUGCGCCAGAGGCUAAGAAGAUAACUCAACUUAAGGACUUACUCGAGAGGAUGCUCAUGUUGGAUCCUUCAAAACGAGCAUCCGUCAAUCAUUGCCUUACCCACGCUUUCAUCCAGGAAAAAAUAUAACAACAAGCAUGUAAUUUCGAUAAUCUGGCACGUUCGUUACCUGUAAUACAGUGACGUAGCUACCGAGGGGUCAGGCGGUGCAAUGACUUAAGAAAAUCUUAACUUUCAAAAAUUUCUCCCGUUUUCAAAAUGAAUAUGACAGGUUGCAACCCGACUUCAAUCAUGGCAACUAAAUUAGACCUUAUAAGCUUUUAUUUCGUUUAUCAUCAAGUAUUCUGCAUUGUUCAGAUAUAUAAAAGAAUUCAUAUUUAUACCUUAUAAAACAUAACCAGUUGAAAUAGUAGUAUGGCCCCAUUUUUUCAUUUGCACCAGGGCCCUUGGUCACCUAGCUACGCCACUACUGUAAUACAAAAUAUUUACUAACAAUUGAAGAUGUGCUACAUAACACUUUAGAUUAGAGACUUUGGUUUACAGUGUAACUGUUGUGAUUACAAGUAAAAGAUUAAAGAGGCUUAACCGAUUUAGAUGAAUUUCGGUUAGUUUGGAUUGGUAGACAAAUUUACCUUCGCAUUUAUAGUAUCAGUAUGAAUUUUCUUUUUUUCUAGCAAACUUAAAAUAGUAUCAAAUUUCUCAGUUUCUAAGUAAUUUUAGCUUAGUAUUUGCAGAUUACUGUACAGAUUACUAAACUUGAUUCGUUCUGUAAUUUUUGAUAUAUAUUUUUUUGUCAAAUCAUUCGUCUGUCAUUUUGUCGUGCUUUAUUUGCUACUUUUAGCGUGUAAAAUAAACGGGGGUAGCCAGUUAUUGGAAGAUAAAGCAACAUAGGUAUGAUGUGACUACGAUGUGAUUGCACAAUAACAUACAAAGACUCCUUAGGUAGUAGUAUUGUAUCAAUUUGCUACAAGGUGACAGUGCAACGCAUUUCUGCAGUGUACAUAUAUUCAUAAUUCUCAGAAUUAAUGCAUGGAUGAAAGGUGAAAUUUUUUCAUGAAAAUUAAGAAGAUAAAUGAGAUAAAUUAUUUUGUUUAGCAAAACUUUACCAUUUCAUUACAAUACCUAACGUUCAUGUAAAUUUUCACCCUUGAAAUCAAUGGGGUAAAUUCAGUUUUUUGGCUAUAAUGAAAAUGUAAUAAUUUAAACUCCAUUCUCUCCUUAUUUUAAUGUAAUAUUUAUUCGCGGGGAGAGUGAUGUUUUUAAAUGGUUUAAAUUUUAUCAUUAUUUUUUAUUGAAUUCAUGUAAGUAUUAAUGCUUAAAUGAAUGAAGUAGUACAAGUCGCAUGACGGUUUAUGAAAGCUUCGUGAAAGUAGAUGGCGCAGAACUAAGCCUACAAAGAGACUUGGAGCUUUCCCUCCACUAUGGCGAGCGCUCAUAAAUCGUUAACACACCCACCAAGCUGCUUUAAUGCGGGUUGGUGGGCUUAUAAUAAAUACAAAUGUAAUUUUAAUUCCAAUUUAUUUUAACUUGAUGACUAUUUACAUUGUUAAUGUUUGGACACUCAUUUUAAAAUUCUUACAGGCAUGAAUUAUCAAUUCCACAAUUCAAAACAUUUUAUUUCAUGUAUUAGUGCCGGAUUAUUGAAGUUCACUUAUAUUUUUAUAUUUUUUAAUGUCUAGAUAAUAAAAACCUGGCGACUCGAA
Messenger RNA from Bicyclus anynana (squinting bush brown), 4439 nucleotides. RefSeq lists its product as uncharacterized. The coding region runs from base 151 to 2865 and encodes 904 amino acids. NCBI's taxonomy places the organism in Eukaryota, Metazoa, Arthropoda, Insecta, Lepidoptera, Nymphalidae. Gene Ontology annotation, molecular function: protein serine/threonine kinase activity; ATP binding. Gene Ontology annotation, biological process: peptidyl-serine phosphorylation; mRNA cis splicing, via spliceosome; peptidyl-threonine phosphorylation. The record is from RefSeq and is a predicted model, not a curated record. The transcript has 10 exons.